AUGUUUAAAAACUUUAGGAAUGCAUUAGAAACUCCAGAGGAAUCUGACAAAAAUUUGGAAUUGUCACCGCCACCACAACGCGAACAAGCAUCCCUUGAAAGGGUGGACAGCAAUAUCAUGGAAACUCCUCUCAUUGGAAUAAAACUACCUAAGACCCAAAAACAUUGGACGGAAGUCAAUACAUACUUCCAACUUCACAGAACGUCCUUACCAAAUGUAUCCGACAUCAACAAUUUCACCACCUCAUUCCAAUCACUGAUCUACAAUUAUUUUGCAUCCAACUACGGCACGGUAAAGCCGCAAGAUUUAUCGACAACACAAAACACCCUAAUAAAACAGUCAAAAACAUGA
This is a messenger RNA of Helobdella robusta, 351 nucleotides long. RefSeq lists its product as hypothetical. The record is from RefSeq and is a predicted model, not a curated record. The transcript has a single exon. NCBI's taxonomy places the organism in Eukaryota, Metazoa, Annelida, Clitellata, Rhynchobdellida, Glossiphoniidae. The coding region runs from base 1 to 351 and encodes 116 amino acids.